AUUUCAAUUUGACAUUGACAGUCGGACCGACGGGGAAUAUUGAAUUGAUUUGGAAUUUGAUUGUAGUAGGUGAAGAUAUUUAUCAAAAUUAAAAAUAAUUAUAACAUAAAUAAAUAUGUGAGUAAAUACAAUUGUAAACGGUAUAACUAAAUAAAAAAACAUUAAUUAUUAUUACACACUACAUCGGAUAAAUCAAAAUACGGCAUAAAAUAAUAAUUUCAAAACAACAAAGUGUACGUGGUAAAAAAUCCCUAAAAACGAAGUGAAAAUGGUUGAACCGGAAAAACCUUUCGCGUGUUCAAUGCCAGACUGUGGAAUGACGUUUACUAACGAGGAUCAUCUUCACGUACACACAAAAAAGCAUGACAUGGUUUUGCAAUUUGGUUUGGAGCAAAAAUCCGCUUUUGUUGCGGACCAGACCCCCACGCCGACGCGGUUCAUCAGAAACUGUGAGGAAGUCGGACUGUUCCUCGACCUGCCAAAUGACAACCCGUUUGAGGAAGGCUUCAAACGGGCCAUGGAGACGGCAAAACACGGCCUGCCCUCGAUGGAUCACCCACAGCAGAGCACCGAAGACCUCCACACUCCACAGAUGUUCCCCGUCAUUGACCAGACUGACUCGGCUUUGUACAGUAACCAGAGGAAUAUAACUAUUAGCAGAUCAUCAAGCGACGAAUCAGGUGCUGUGAAAGAAUAUGAAACUACCACGAUAUCAAAAUUAACGAACGAAGUCACAACAAUUAGUAGAAGAGUAGAAAAACAUGACACAGACAAACAUACAGACGAUACAAGCAAAAAUAUAGACAGAAACAGAGAUAUAUCAGAAACUUCUGUUUCUUACACAAAUAAUGUUAUAAAAAUUAGAAAGGAUAACACAUUUAAUGUUGAAUGUAGCAAAAAUGGACACAAUAACUUUAUAUCAUAUUCUGAUUCUAUAAUAAAAGACGUUAACAUAGCGAAAGAUGUGAUUGACUUAGAAAAACUACAAGUACCGCCUAUCAUGAGUCAAAAAUCCAUAGACAAUGUUGUCGAUAGUCUAACAUCAGAUUUAUGCAAGAAUGACGAAGUGAAAAAGACAGAUAACAAAAGUGAUAAAAUAGAUUUAGAAGAACUUACUGUUACUAUAACUUUGCCCACCGGUAAAAAAAUAAAAAUGAAAUCUGUCGAGGAAACUCCCAAAACUAUAAAUAUUAAAACGAAAGAGAAAUUGAAAAACACAAUCAACAGUAAGGUGCAAACGAUACCUGUUAUUCAAAAUAUAGGCACUUUAAUACCUGUGACUUUAGUACCUCAAGUUUGUAACAAAAUACCUAUAAUGCCGUUACCCACAGACAAAAGUAAGGAAGUGAGGACGCAAAUAAAAAGGAGGAAGGUUAAAAAUGUGGCGGGAGAAGAUGAUGAUUGUGUAAUGGUUGAUGUUCAGGAGAGAGAGAAGAAAACAUUGACAAGAGAAGAUUUGAAUUCGAGGGUAGCAGCGUCUAGAAGAUAUAGGGUACGUCUAAGAGAGACAAUGAACCACCAAGUGUCUGAGAUUAAACGCCUGAAAGAAUCAAACCAGAGACUCAUCGCCGAGCUAGCGGCAGUGAAAUCUAUGCUCACAGACCAUAUGAAAAGAUGUCCCAUCGCGAGCGAACUGCGAAUACAGAAGACGCCACACAUUCCAGACACAACCUGAUUACCUUAGUUUAUUUUUAUUUAUAUAACAGUCCAUGCGUAAAGUUUGUGAGGAUGUAUGUGUGUAUGUGUAUGUUUGUUAGUCUUUAACGCAAAAUCUACUGGACCGAGUGUUAUGAAGUUUUUGCCAUAGCCUCAAAACGGUCUGUAUUAUGAAAAAGAUAAAUUUAAAUGAUAUUGUCAAAUAUAUUUUUAUAAGGAAUGAAUUAUUUAUUGCAUUGAAUUUAAUAAACAUAUAAAUUGUUAAAUGUUUUUUAUUAUUUAUUUUCAAUCAUUACGCGUUAAAUAUUUUUUGAUUUCUGAUUUUAUUUUAUGUGAUAGAAGUAAAAAAAUACGAACAUAACGUCUCAACUGAUCCGGGUUAAGCGGAGUUACAAAAUUCUAUGACAUAUUGGGCAUAAAAAUUGGUUUUAUUAUUAAAUGAAACUAAUUUUUUAUAACAAUAUCUCUGUAAUUAUGGCACUUCAAAAUUUGACAAAAACACUUGCUUUUUAUAGGUACUUAGUAUCGAAGCUAUGGAAAAUGUGGAAUUGACAAAUUAAUUUCAGGAGAAUUAUUAAUAUGACAUUAUUUUGUUAUAAACAUUUUAAAAUAAUAUUUUUUUAUAGUUUUACAAUGCCACAUGUUUAUUGCUAAAUUAAUAUAAUAUUCCUGACAUACACACCCAAAAUAUUUAUAGUUACUGACCAUAUUUAAAUAUAUAGAAAUGAACUAAUGACACAUGUUAUCCCACUUAUAUAUUUCGUAAAUAUACAUAUAAAUAUAUUUACAAAAAUGAAACGGGAAGAUCCAUCAACAGUUCAUUUCAAGCCCUUAUAACGUAAUUAAAAUAUAAUCAGUAUUACAUAAAUUUUCCUUAUCAUAAAAUCCUCGUACUCUGCAAAGAUUCACGUAAUAAAAAAUCACGUAAUAAAAUUUCUAUAUUCACGUAACUUUUUGUACAAUUAGCUUUAGAAAUAAUAAAAUUAAAACAUUUUUUAUUAUUAAAGAAACGUUACAUAAUUUUAUAAUUGCGUUUCUUUUUCGAUUUAAACAUUUUUCAUUACGACUUUGUGAGUAGGAAGUUUUUAAUUUAAUAUAAAUAUAACACCAACCAACGAAUAACAUGAGAAAAAUAACAAGAGGGCCACGAUGUCUUCCAUCUCGGAGAGAGCAUUAAUAAAUUGCUUUUUUUUUUUGUUAAAAAUAUGUAAGUACUAAUUUUGUUUAUGUACAAAAUGGUAAUUGUUGAAAAAUAACAUUUCCAACCAUUGAACGAUUACAAUUUAUGUUUUUAUAUGUAUAUUCUGUGAAUGUUUUUUUUUUU
Molecule: messenger RNA, 2980 nt
Organism: Plodia interpunctella (Indianmeal moth)
Lineage: Eukaryota; Metazoa; Arthropoda; Insecta; Lepidoptera; Pyralidae
Gene: Atf-2
Product: Activating transcription factor-2
Exons: 6
Coding region: 269-1675 (468 amino acids)
Biological process (GO): regulation of transcription by RNA polymerase II
Molecular function (GO): DNA-binding transcription factor activity, RNA polymerase II-specific; cAMP response element binding
Source: RefSeq, a predicted model, not a curated record